UUCUAUUAUAUUUUAACUUGAUUAUUUAUUUUUAAUAAGGUUAAUGUUGCUGUUGCUGUUGUUACAACAACUGUAAAAGAGUUUAUUUUUAAUUUUUAAUUGGUUCGAUUAGUCGAACAAAAUAAAAAGCAAUUUUGGUUAAAUAAACUAAAAACCAAUUCAAGUAUAUACAAACUAAAAACUUGAAAAGGAAUAAACAGUUGGCUAAAGAGUUGACUACAAACUGUGCGCAAUGAAUGGUCGUGUAUAUCUAUAUAUUUCUAAGAACUUAAAAUGCAUAAGACAGUUCCCGUUAGCUUAUUUCGGACUAAUACUUCAUAUUAUUGACAUUGCGGGUGAUUAUUAUGUUGCCACACAGUACAUACUUUCCAAAAGGAAUGUAAAAAUGUACUUAGUUUACGGAAUAUUAACUAUCUUUUUCGCAAUUUUUCCAUCGUUUGUGAGUACUUUAAAAGUAAUUUUUUUUGGACGAUCAAACAGCAUAUAUAUGUUUCACAAACCAAAAUACUGUUGGCUUUUCUAUUUAAUUUUUCAAGGACGACUUGUGCUACUCAUUACCAAUAUAAAUUACUUAAAAGCAGCACAUAGUUCUUCGCCUAAACUACAAAAAGAAGAAAAACCCACUUCAAAAUGUGCCUCGUUUCAAGAAUGCCCAACUCCAUCUAGUAAAAAUGAAGAUGAAAAAAAUCAAGAAUAUGAAAAGUUAGCUGAUCUUGUAAAAAAUCUGGCACUAACUGAAUCUUUUAUUGGAAACCUCCCACAAUUAAUAAUUCAACUUUAUGUAACAACCGCUGUUCAACAUUUCACGACUAUAGCGCAAUUUUUGUUAAUCUUCGUUCAAAUGGGAAGUGCAACAAUUGCAUACUCUUUUCGGUUUAAAUGUAAAGUAAUUACAAAAGCGAUAUUAUUCUUUUUAGCGUUUUUGUUUUACUUCACAAGAAUUGUUACUUUGGUUGUUUGUGCAAAUGCUUGGGAAUACUUGCCGAUCCUUGUUUUGCUCCUGCAUUGGUUGGCAGUUUUGUCUGCACUGCAUUGUAUAAAUUUGUGGUGUUGUGAGAUGUAUGGAGGGGAACAAAUACAUAACAUACCAUUAUGUCAGAGAUUUCUACAUCGCUGGCAUAACGCAUGGAUUCCAACGGGUACAGGCUUUACUUUAUGUUUUGCUGCAUUGAUGGCAAUUGUAAACGCUUUUCUGAACUAUAUUUGUCCAAUUUUUACUCAAGAUAUUGAUCAAGUUGUUGAUUAUUCUUUCUUCAAAAAUGACAAGGUAAUGUUCGUAACACUUAAUUAUUGGAGUGCAGGAAUGAUAUCAAACCUAUGGAUAAUUGUUGGGGUUCCACAUGUAUUAUAUCUAUUGAUUCUCGCCGUGGGCAGAAUAUUCAAACUGGAAUUUUACUUGUUAAUUGAUAAUGACGAGUAUUCAAUAUUUGAGACUAAAUCUUAUUGAGACUUAUAAAGAGGUUAAAGGUUUUAAAAUGUUUUAAAUACUAAAUGUUUCUGAUUUGUUAAGACUUAAUUGUGAAAUAAU
Messenger RNA from Hydra vulgaris (swiftwater hydra), 1528 nucleotides. RefSeq lists its product as uncharacterized. The record is from RefSeq and is a predicted model, not a curated record. NCBI's taxonomy places the organism in Eukaryota, Metazoa, Cnidaria, Hydrozoa, Anthoathecata, Hydridae. Gene Ontology annotation, cellular component: membrane.